Penaeus vannamei (Pacific white shrimp) is the source of this 658-nucleotide messenger RNA. The record is from RefSeq and is a predicted model, not a curated record. Lineage: Eukaryota; Metazoa; Arthropoda; Malacostraca; Decapoda; Penaeidae.
CAAAGGAGAACCGGUCGAGACUUUGAAGAGUGAACAUCAACGUGUAAGAGUGAUCAAUCUUUAAAAAGUACCGAACUCAGUGAAGUGAAAGCUUAUGAACGGAAACUUUGAUCUGAUCCAGGUGAAGAACCUGGAAAAGACAAUGAAAUGAUAUACGAACACCAGAAAAACAGCAGAAGACGAGACAGUGAUAGCGAAGAUUGCCCAUACACCAAACAAGCAAGAAACGAAGAACCGGCAAACAGACCACGGAGAACCAUACCUACGGAACAGUAUCUCAAGAACACAGAACCGCAGCCAUGGUUAAGAUCCAAAAAUAGAAAAUUAGAUGUCUGCAUAACUAGAAUAAUAACUAAGCACACAAGACUAAAUAAACACCUACAUAGAAUGAAAAUAACAAAUGACCCUUACUGUAGAUGGUGUCAUAAUCAAGAAGAAGAUAUAGAACACUUAAUCCUACACUGUCCAAGAUUCCACUCCAGCAGAACAAAAUUGAAAGAAGCCUUAAGAAAAAUCAAAGUAAUCAACCCUAACAUAAACUUAUUAUUCACAGGUGCAGAUCUCUCCCCAACAGAAAAGUUUUAUACUCUUAGACACACCAAAAUCUUUUUAAGAAAAACCAAACUAACAGAGAUCAUAUAAAAGAAAGAAUAGAAAA